AUGGCAGUGACAUUUGUAGCACUCUACGGUAUGCUGGAGGAGACUCCCUUGGGCAGAUGUCUCAGGUAUCACCUGGGAUCCUUGGCCUUUGGUUCACUGCUGAUUGCUAUUGUGCAGCUAAUCCGUGUGUUCCUGGAGUAUCUGGAUUCUAAACUGAAAGCCAGCGAGAACCCUGUAGCAAAGUUCUUCUUAAAGUGCCUCAAAUGCUGCUUUUGGUGCCUGGAAAAGUUUCUCAAGUUUAUUAACAAGAAUGCCUACAUCAUGAUUGCUAUUUAUGGCAAGAACUUUUGCAAGUCUGCCAUGCAUGCCUUUAGUUUGAUCCUCCGUAAUGUGGUGCGGGUGGUGGUGGUCGAUAAGGUCACAGACUUUGUUUUGUUUGUCAGCCAGCUGGUCAUCAUGGGAGCUGUUGGUGUUGGAACAUAUUUCUUCUUUGAUGGAGGGAUAUCCUUCCUGGCAGCUUACAAACCAGUCCUUAACUUCUACCUGGUUCCCAUCAUAAUUGUUAUUAUUGGGUCCUACAUCAUUACCAGCAACUUCUUCAACGUCUACAGCAUGGCCGUGGACACCUUGUUCUUGUGUUUCUUGGAGGACUUGGAGCGUAACGAUGGCUCUGUAGAGAAACCCUACUUCAUGAGCAAAGGACUGAUGAGCAUACUUGGGAAGAAGAACAAAAAACCAGGCAGAGAGGAUUGAUCUUCAAAGAUGAAGUCAUGUCCAGUUCAAGUUCAUAUCAGGUGUUUUUAAUUGUUGUUUUUGCUUUAUCCAUUUGACAAUCACAGUCAAUUCCUUGAAUCUUUCCAGAGAAAUAUGUGACUACAAUAUGUUAUCAAGAGUCCUUAUUAAUCUAUUAACCUGAUGCCAGAGCAAACUUCUAUGAACAGCUUUGAUCAACUUUGUUAGCAGCAGGUUUCAAAAGUGAAGAUCAUCCUGCUUACAUCAGUUCUCAUGGAAGUUUCAAAGUUGAAAUUUUUAUUUUAUUUUUUUUUAAAUGUGGAAUAAACAUUGUCCAGUUUAUGUCAGCUCUCAUGGUACUUUUGAAGUUGAAAUUUUUAUCUGCUUGUUUUUAGUGUUAAAUUUGUGAUUCAUCUACUUUUUUAAAUUUUAUCACCUGUACUCUUUCUUUGUGGUGAGAAAGAGACAAAUUUGUCUAUGCUUUUGUAAUUAUCAUAAAAUUACAUAUGAUAAGGAUAUCCUAAUGAAUAGAUUACAAGGUACUUACCUGUAAGUUAUUUUUUCAUAGACUGCACUAUGCUUCUCUUUGAAGACUUGUUAGCAGUCUUUAUUACAUUUCCACUAAAGCCUUGUCAGCAAAUCAUAUGCAAGCUCUCUGAUGAUUCAGGCCAUUCUUUUGACAAUAUCAUCAGCGCAAUUUUAUCACUGUGUUCACAAGAUGCAUUUUUAAUAAUUAUGGAUAAGUCAUCAAUAGCUUUUGACUGAGAAUUGAAGGACAUUAGCCCUAGACCAAUCUUGUCUGGCCAUUGAUUUUAAAAUCAAACUAUUCUUUUUAAGAAAUGCAUGUGUGAUUGUUAACCUCUAUUUUCUUUUAGCCAUUAUUGCAAUCACAACUGUGAUUCUUAAUCUGAUAUAAAUUCUUGUAAAAGUGAGUCUUAUAUACGAGAAAAUGUUGUACAUAAUGUGGAUGAUUUAAAGAAAAGGAUCAGUUUAUCUUUUUCUGUUAUGUAUUUUUGAUGGGAUCUUAAUUAUUUGUCCAGAUAACUAUUUUUGGUACUUGCAAAGGGCUUUCACACUUUGUUGUUCAUCUUACCUUCGAAACUGUUACAGUAUUUUACAAUGCAAAUGUAGAUUUUAUGUGUGUGUGUUUGUACAUGAGUACAUUUAAUAAAAUGCUCUCCAAUCAAGAUUUAAAUGACAACUUGACAAUGCAUUAAUCAACCACAGUAUAAUGAUUUCAGAAAAUAUUCAGAUACCUUGAAGCUUUCCUGUAGACAUUAUUCUUGCAAGAUUUCAUAAUCUGUCCUUAGUAGAGUUAGCAGUUUCAUGAGUAGAUAAACUCAUUUGGACUGCACAAAAGUAGGGAUGUGGAAGAUUUUUAUCCUAUUCAUCUGUAUUUGCAAAAUGAAAAAGUAUUUUAAGACAGACCAUCACUGAUGAGCAGAGAAAGGUUAGGACAACUUAUGUCCAGGUGGCAUGUUUAUGACCCUAUCUCCAUUUCAGGGCAUACGUUUCAGUAUAUAUUACCUUAUGAAAUCUUAGUCCUUUGCCUUUUGAGAUUUGUGCUUGCAAAUAGUGAUGACCUGCAUAGUGAAUUACAUGAUAAUGGUUCUUGUCCUCUCUAUUUGGACAAGUGGACAGGCGAGUGGUUAGAGCGCUGGCACCCUAACUGAGAGGCAUGUUUCUUCAAUACCCAUUUAGCACAGAAAACUUCCCCCAGCCACUCCCGCUGGCGGGAAUGGGUACCUGACUCCCAGAGGGUUGGGGAAGGUGAGGCAAUGAGCCCCCACUUACAUAAAGCUGGCCUUGAGAAAAGAGAGACAUAUCUAACACUCCCAACAACCUCCAUGUUAUCUUCCCAAAGCUUUGUCUAUGAAGGACUGCAUGACAAACAUAACUGUCCAAAUAUCAUCAUGUAAAUCUCAAAAUCAGUAAAAUGUGAUUAACAUUGCUUGAUCAAACAUUAAUCACUAUAUUAAGGAUGACGAGACUGGUUUUUAAUAGAAUACAUUUUUAUCUCUUCAUUCCCUCUUAGAAGUUCUACCAGAAUUUGAAUUUGAUCAUCACUAUGUGUACAAAAUGAAAUAUUUACUUGUUUACAUCUUGCAGACCAUUGUUAAAAUUGUUGCCAGGAUAAUACAGUUGACCUUUACAAUUUUUUUAUGGGUUUAAAUGACAUCACCAUCUAGAAAAAGUUAUACUGGCUAAUUAAUAAUUUUCAAGCUUUAACAGGAAAUAAAAAUUUACUCAUGAUGGGGACCAUCCUUAUAUUCGACACCUCCUAACCUUUUUACACUUUUUUGUUUGCCUUGUGGACUAGCAUUCAGGCUCUUUGCAUUUGAAUCAUUUUGCCAUUUCUUUUAAAUGAGUAAUCUGAAGCUUUUAUUUUAGCAGGUGAUAUUUAUAAACUGCUCUUUUUUUUUUUGCUUUCCAAGAUUUUUUCAAAAUCAAGAUUGUUGAAAUGGUCUUUUGAUGCAGAUGACAGCUUAUUAAUAAAACUGUUAAGAUGUAUUUUGAACAAAGGGAGAACCAUGAAGAAAGAAAGGCAUACUUAUGUUGUUUCUGAUCCAAAAAUUUUAGUGCCUUCCUUCAGCACCAUUGUUACGUACAACUUUAAAAGUAUUUUAUGUCACUGUGGUCCGUUUUGAUGACAAUACUGAAUGCUGAAAAAUAAAUUUACUACUUAUCUAUAAA
This is a messenger RNA of Pomacea canaliculata, 3366 nucleotides long. RefSeq names its product choline transporter-like protein 4. Gene Ontology annotation, biological process: transmembrane transport. Gene Ontology annotation, cellular component: membrane. Gene Ontology annotation, molecular function: transmembrane transporter activity. NCBI's taxonomy places the organism in Eukaryota, Metazoa, Mollusca, Gastropoda, Architaenioglossa, Ampullariidae. The record is from RefSeq and is a predicted model, not a curated record.